Aedes albopictus (Asian tiger mosquito) is the source of this 2077-nucleotide messenger RNA. RefSeq lists its product as uncharacterized. The coding region runs from base 686 to 2077 and encodes 463 amino acids. The record is from RefSeq and is a predicted model, not a curated record. NCBI's taxonomy places the organism in Eukaryota, Metazoa, Arthropoda, Insecta, Diptera, Culicidae. The transcript has 4 exons. Gene Ontology annotation, molecular function: nucleic acid binding. Gene Ontology annotation, biological process: DNA integration.
UACGACUGUAGAAUAAAUGAACAGGUUACAGACAAUAAAAAAGAGAAUAAAUAAAUAAAAGCGUUGAUGAAAAACUCGUAUUGAGAAAGAAUACUUCUCUGAAUUCCUUUCCCUUAUUGGUUGAUUUGUACAUCCUUUGAUUGGCCAAGAAUACCUAAACGUGUGGUAUAUAAGGUGAGCAUUACGGUACAUCGAGUCCACUCUCGAUUCGGACGCGGAACAGCGAGCAUCUCCUGCAGCAGCAAGAGUUGGAACGAAGCCCUGCCUCGCACUCCUAUUUAAAGGCGUGCAUCAGUCCAUCGAGCCGACUCUCGAUUCGGACGCGGAACAGCGAGCAUCUCCUGCAGCAGCAAGAGUUGGAACGAAGCCCUGCCUCGCACUCCUAUUUAAAGGCGUGCAUCAGUCCAUCGAGCCCACUCUCGAUUCGGACGCGGAACAGCGAGCAUCUCCUGCAGCAGCAAGAGUUGGAACGAAGCCCUGCCUCGCACUCCUAUUUAAAGGCGUGCAUCAGUCCCUCGAGCCCCACUCUCGAUUCGGACGCGGAACAGCGAGCAUCUCCUGCAGCAGCAAAAGAGUUGGACCGAAGCCCUGCCUCGCAUUCCAGGCGUGCGGCGUAGAAGAACUCGCCGGUGCGGAUAGCCCUCUUUUUCAAGCAGCGCUUUCCUACCACUGUCGAGGCUUCAAGAUGAUGCCAGUUCACGACAAUGGCGCAGUCGGUGGGGACGCUAACCCUCCAGAGAAAAGGGCUGUAAAGGAGAAGCCGACAAAGAAAUCGAAGGAUGAGCUGUCGAAAUCGAAGGAUGAGCUGUCGAAAUCGAAAUCAGAACGAGAAAAAGGUCGGAAAGGGAAGGAGGAAUCGUCUUCGAAGAAAAUGAUGAACGAGCUGUUGAAAGUGAAAGCGGAACUGGAACGAACCCGUAAAGAGAAAGAAGAAUUGAGUCGAAGUUUGGCCGCCACGGGUCAGGACAGGAAUUUCGCCGGAGCAAGGUCGAGUACAAUGCGUGACGAUCUGGUUAAUGGAAACGAAUCAUUGCUCAUGACGAUGAACAACAUGUCGCGCAGCAGUUUGAGUAUUCCGGAAUGCGUGCCAGCAUCCGGUGAUACAGAGCUGAACAAGAGAGUGUACGACCACUGGAAAAAUGUCUUCAACGCUUCAAUGAAUCUCAUCCAAGCAACUGAGGAGACCACCAAAUUUGAUUUGUUCAGAAUCAAAGCAGGACCGUCACUACUGGAGUUGCUUGAGGGUACAUCUACCCAGCCAGGAAUGCCGGACGCAAACUUGCUUCCGUAUUCGAAUGCAAUUGCUAGGCUUGACGGUUACUUUGGCUCGCGAGCGUACAUUCUGUCACAGCGCAGCAAACUUGCGAAUAUGGUGCAGAAAAGUGGUGAAGUUAACAUUGAAUAUGUGAAGAGAGUGUCGGCAGCAUCAAAGCUUUGCAACUACAGAGCGGACGAAGAAUUUGAAGCUAUUUCUCGUACUCUUACCAGAGGAUCGACGGCAAGACUCCGGUACUUGCAUGUUGUGGAAGUCAAAAGCACCGAUGCCAACAGCACGAAUCAAGCGUUAAGCAGAAUAUUUGAGGUGUGGGGUUACCCGUUGGCAAUCUGCAGCGACAAUGGCCCACCAUUCCAGAGCGAAAACUUCGUCAAAACUUGGGAAGACAGAGGCGUCAAGAUCAAAAAGUCCAUCCCAUUGAGUGCCCAAUCGAAUGGGGCGGUAGAACGCCAAAACAAAGGACUCAAGGAUGCCCUUACUGCGGCAAAGGUCGACAACGUCAAUUGGAAGAUAGCCGAGCAUCUCCUGCAGCAGCAAGAGUUGGAACGAAGCCCUGCCUCGCACUCCUAUUUAAAGGCGUGCAUCAGUCCAUCGAGCCCACUCUCGAUUCGGACGCGGAACAGCGAGCAUCUCCUGCAGCAGCAAGAGUUGGAACGAAGCCCUGCCUCGCACUCCUAUUUAAAGGCGUGCAUCAGUCCCUCGAGCCCCACUCUCGAUUCGGACGCGGAACAGCGAGCAUCUCCUGCAGCAGCAAAAGAGUUGGACCGAAGCCCUGCCUCGCAUUCCAGGCGUGCGGCGUAG